ACACUCUAAGUGUGACUGAAAUUUUGCUUUGUUUAGUUCCAUUUCAAUUGCAAGUAGCACUGGAAGGUGAAGAUGGCGGAGGAGAAGCCAAACGGAGAAGAAGAAGCGAAAGAGGAGAGAAAGGAGAACUUAUACGACGUCGUUCAGCGUCUCAUCUUCGAACCUUCUAAGAUCAAUGCCACCCUCGUCCCUCUCUUCCCCGAAGCUUCUAGAAACUACUCUCGCCACCUCCUUCUCUGCUUCCGUCAAGCCUCUCCCCUCCGACGCCUCCUCUUCAUCUCCGUUGCGACAGUUGCUCUUGUUGCUCUCUCAGGACUUGUUGCUUUUAUGCUCUUCGUUCUGGCUGCAACUAUAAAUGCCAUUUUUGUCUCCCUUCUAAUAUCUUUGGCAGUAGCUGGAGGGUUCUUGGCUCUAUCCUUUGCUUUUGUGACAGCUAUAUAUAUCGGAGCACUAUCAGUGACCAUCUUUGCUAUUUCCACAGUUGUUUUUUGGGCUGUUGUGGCUAUCGUUAUUACUGCAGGAUGGGUUGGAUUCCUUUAUACCUUGUGGCUGGGAACUAGAAAGAGCCUUGAUUUUGCAAAUCGAUCUUUGAGUGUGACUGCCUCUGCUAUUACUACUUAUUCUGCUGCUUGGGGUACUCGCAACCUUGAACACAAAAAAUCAAUUUAGGUGGUGGUUACGUAAAGAACCCUGUACACAAAUCUGAAACAUGAAUGUUUGUUGGAAUGGUGAAAGCACGUUAUAUUUCAUCUCUCUCGUGGUUUGGUUUCAGUGGCUGUCAAUAGCAUGCUUGUAUUAUGUCAAUAAAAACUGCCACGGUUUGGUUGUGUGCAUUUUAGCUCAAACUAAUGUUGAUAAACUCCAGGAUGUAUGAUUCUGCUUCAGUUUUUAUAUGGAAGAACAUGAGCUUUUUUCUUUA
This is a messenger RNA of Vigna unguiculata (cowpea), 919 nucleotides long. RefSeq lists its product as uncharacterized. The record is from RefSeq and is a predicted model, not a curated record. Lineage: Eukaryota; Viridiplantae; Streptophyta; Magnoliopsida; Fabales; Fabaceae.